AGGCAUGCAAACUGCUUCAACAAACAUUUGUGAAAGAAUGGGUCGCUCUCAGGAGCUCAGUGAAUUCAAGCAUGAUACUGUGAUAGGUUUCCAUCUGUGCAAUAAGUCCAUCCGUGACAUUUCCUUACUUCUAAAUAUUCCACAAUCAACUGUUAGUGGUGUUAUAACAAAGUGGAAGCAACUGGGAGCAACAGCAACUCAGCCACCAAUGGACUCUAGAGCAGUGGAGACAUGUUCUCUGGAGUGACGAAUCGCAGUUCUCUGUCUUCUCUGUCUUGCAAUCCGAUGGAAAUUUCUGGGUUUGCCGGUUGCCAGGAGAAUGGUACUUGCUUGACUGCAGUUUGCCAAGUGUAA
Messenger RNA from Staurois parvus, 354 nucleotides. Lineage: Eukaryota; Metazoa; Chordata; Amphibia; Anura; Ranidae. The record is from the annotation of a GenBank genome assembly.